This is a messenger RNA of Dufourea novaeangliae, 759 nucleotides long. It is a transcript of the gene Jhbp2, whose product is annotated as protein takeout. The transcript is spliced from 4 exons. The record is from RefSeq and is a predicted model, not a curated record. Lineage: Eukaryota; Metazoa; Arthropoda; Insecta; Hymenoptera; Halictidae. Bases 1 to 759 code for a protein of 252 amino acids.
AUGACGAGGGCCAGCCUGUUCGUGUGCGCGUGUGCGUUGCUGAUCGGCGCCGAGGCGAUCGGCAGGUACAAGGGAUUGGAAUUUUUAGAACCGUGCUCCAGGGAGGACCGAAGCCUCGAAAGCUGCCUCGCGAGAUCGGCCAAUGCCCUCACUGAACACUUCCGUCACGGUUUGCCUCAGUUGGGCUAUUCGGACGUCGAGCCGAUUAUCCUGGACGAGCUGCACAUCGCGCUCGGCGGCGGACCGGACGGUUACAGGGCCCAGUUCAAGGACAUCACUGCGAAAGGUGUUUCCUCGUUAAGGGUGACUGGCCUAAGGGCCAGGCUGUCCGACGACGAGGUGCAAUUGCAGUUGGCCAUGAGCAUUCCGAAAAUCCGAGCCGCGGCCAAGUACAGAUCGAGCGGGACCUUGAUCCUGGUGAAAGCCAGCGGAGCCGGUGAUUACUGGGGAGAGUACGAGGGAGUCAAAGCCAAAGUCUUCAUCAGAGCAAAGCCGUUCUCGGUUCAAGGCCGUCGUUACUUGAGGCUACAGCAGCUCAAGAUGGAUUUCAGCGUGCAGAACAUAAAAAUGGGCGUCGAGAACGUUCGCGACAGUAACGCCAUAAUACUGGCUGCAUUGAACCUGUUCAUUAAUACUAAUAGUCAGGAAUUGCUGAAGGAGAUGAAACCGGAUCUCAGACGGAAAUUGGUCCAAGUCAUGACGACCUUCGUCGAAAAAAUCUUCGCUCAAGUACCAUACGAUGCUUGGAUCGCCGAUUAA